AAGCGAAAGAAAUUUGUAGAAUUUUGAACGAAGCAUUGAAAGGUUAAGACGAAUACGAAGACGCGUUUUACAUUUUACAUCCAAGUGCUUACGCUCGUUUUUUAAUUAAUUUUCAACACAUUUAAUUGCUCAUAAAUAGCAAAAUAAUUGAGAAAAGUUGUUGAAGAAAACAUUUGAAAAAAGAAAAUCACUACAAAAUGUCGCUAUUCGGCUCAUUGAUGGGAGAUUUCGAUGAUGACCUUUUUAUGGGCAAUCAUAUGAAUGCAAUGAAUAUGCAAAUGCGUUCGAUGAAUCGUCUAAUGAAUUCACUCAUGCCCGAUCCAUUCAAUAUGCUGACACCGUUCGAUUCAGGCUUCCAACAGAAUGCGCUCAUGGAACGCGGCAAUCCACAUGUCGGUAAUCCAAUGGGUGGUUUUAUGGGUUUUCCCCCAAUGGCAAAUAUAAAUCGACUACUCAACUCAGAUAUCGGCCAACCACAUGGCUCCUCUUAUUGCUCUAGCUCAGUUAUCACUAUGUCCUCUGGCCCAGAUGGACGUCCACAAAUCUAUCAGGCCACAAGCAGCACAAAAACUGGGCCAGGCGGUAUACGUGAGACGCGUAAAACAGUGGAAGACUCAAGGCAAGGCAUGAAGAAAAUGGCUAUUGGACAUCACAUUGGCGAACGUUCGCAUAUUAUUGAGAAAGAACAAGACUUGCGUUCCGGUCAAUUGGAGGAACGUCAAGAGUUUAUAAAUUUGGAGGAAGAUGAAGCAGAGGAUUUCGAUCGUGAAUUCACCAAUCGCGCGCGCAUGGGCGGUGUACGUGGUGCGCGUCCACAAGAGAUGAUCACAAUUGAAUCGGCUGACGAUGAUGAUGCACGUCCGCGUCAUUAUAGCAGACAUCAUGGCAGUGGUGGACAACAUCGCAGACAUUUGCCAGCAUUGCCCGCACCACCACAACAGAAUAGCUCUUCUCCGUUGUCCAAUUCGUCGUCGUCUGUUGAUUUGUCGAACUCCAAGUCUAACUCUAAUAAAAAGACCACUACAACGAGUCACAGCAUAACCACCGAAGGAAAUGCUACCACUGCAACGAGCAAGAGGAACACCAACAGCAAUAACAACAGCUGCUUUACUUCGAAUGCAACCCGUCGUUCCCCAGCCGCCGCCGGUUAUCAACAUCGUGGCAUUACAGCUCGUCGUCCAUUGCGUACGCCACCAUCGUCGCCACUCGCCACCACGCCGACCAAUCACAGCCACAGCAGCGCAUCGGUAACGACAAGCGUACAUCCCCAUCCAUAUAAUGCUUCGGCCGCGCGCCGCAAUUAUCGCUCUAAACAUACCAAACAGCAUCAGCAGCCACAUCAGCCGCAAACCUUGACCAUAACCGAAAUAAUCGAUGACGACGAUGAAGAUGAGCCACAGCCAACAACAGCCACAGUAACAGUAGUUGAAGAAGAUGAUGAUGCAGCAGAAGCUACAACCGUUAUCAAUCCAGCAGCCCAAGCAGCUAAAACACCGGCUAAUAAAUCUCACACAUCGGCUCAUUAAAAUUAUUAAAAAAAAAACAUAAAACAGAAUAAUAAUAAAUAAUAAUAAUAAUAAUAAAUAAUAUAAUAUAAUAUAUAAAUAACUAAUUCGCACAUGAGAGAAUGUGUUGUAAUGCUAAUGCCGACAGACGUAUUGGAUUUUAAGUAAUAGCCCGACGACGACGAGCACAUUCAUCGAUUAUAAUGAAAUGUUCAAAAAAUUGAGGUGGUUCACAGAAGCGUAGCGUGCGCUGUUUAAUUAUUUAGUUAAAAAUAGUAGAGGAGAGCGUUGAAGAGGAGGGAAAAAUAAGAUAUGGUGGCUUGGGGCACGUGGAAGUGUGCGCGCUGUAUGAAAAGCAGCGCCAUUCAAACAUAUUUCGUUUAGGAUUUUAAGCAAUGGAUUCAAAUAAAGCAUGAGCAAACAAAACAACAACAAAAAGCCACCUUAGGAUAACAUUUAAAACUUUAUCAUUUAUAGUAUCAUACUUUAUUGAAAAUUACCUGCACUUUGUUUGAAAUGUAUGCUGCGCGCAAGGAACAUUCUAUAGAAGUGAAGUUUGUGAUUAAUAAAAUCAAAAAUAGAAGAAAGCAUAAACAAACAAACAUAAAUUAAUUGUAUGAGAUUGGCUGGCUGAUCAGGCUGUGCUAUGCUGUACCGUAGUAGCUGCCGCUCAAUUCAAGGCUUACAUAUAUCAAUUCAAUACAAAUUCAACAAAUUUAAUCAAAUAUUUUACUUGAUUUCCCUACAUACAAAUAUAAGAAAUUCUAAACCUUACUUGUGUAUUAUGAAAUAUAUUUGUGAAUUACUUGCAAUACAAAAACAAACAAAAAAUCAUACAAAAGUUAUGGCUAAAAUAUGUAUAAUAUGAGAGUAUUAGUAAAGGUUUGUAAAAAUAGCUGAGGCUACGGCAAAGAAAAUUAUAUUGAUUCAAACUGGCAGAGGAUGCGUGUGCGAAGCUACUUUCGUUUUGUCAGCAAUUUGGUCAGCAGGCAGUAGAAAUUUUAUGCCAACAGCGCCGCCGCGUACAUGAAUUAUUUUAAUGCUUGCGCCGCUUUGCUUGACCGGCGCCACAAACGCUCUUCAACUGCUACGAUAAGGGAAUUGUCAAUUUUUGGUGUUUUUGAAAAUGUGUGGAUAAUUAAAAAAAAAAUGUAAAUUUUUUUGGCAAAUUAUGAAUUUUUCAUAGCAAUUGAAAAAAUUGAUGAAAAGCAAAUUGAUGAUAAGCAAAAAGGGUGAAACAAUAAAAAUAAGCGAUUGUAAGGCAGUAAAUUGUGCGUCAAAUUACAAAUUCUAGCGUAAACAAACAUAAAAAAGAAUAUACAUAGUUUUAUCAACUUGAAUUAUGUGCGAGAUGAUAGUAGCAUAUUUAAGGCAAGGCGGCGACUUUGAAGGAAAAAGAAAAAAAUGAAUCAUUCUAAAAACACAGGCGCGCACAAUCAAAGUCAGAAUAGAAUAUGCUUUGAAGUUGCUGUGCGCUUGCAAGUUAUUUGCCAGAGAUAUCCCAAUAACUUUCCGUUGGACAAGGGUCUGGCCUUUUUUCGCCCUGUACGAGUAUCUUUUUCAAAAGGUUAUAUCCAUAAAGCGAUAGAAAAUUAAAUUUCAGUAAGCUACCUGGCAACUCAAGUCGUCAGCUAUAAAAGAAAUAUAUUAAAUUCACGUGCAAAGUUGAAAAAGUCGGGUCAGACCCAGGUGCCCAACGAAGGGUUAAAAAAAAAAAUUUCAAAAAACUGCGACAAACUUUGAAGUGUAUUUUAUUUUCAACCUGACUGCGUGCCAACGUAUUUACCUAUAAUAGUGCGAGUUAAAAAUUUCCAUUUUAUUUGAAAUUAAAAGUUUUGCAGUUCAAUGAAUUUUUUAUUUUAAUAAUUUUUUCAAUUUAUUUUAAACUGUUAACAAAAAAAAUAUAAAUUUUUGUAUGAUUUAGUGAUUAUUUAUGACAAAUUCAAAUCAAUCGAAAUUCAUGUGAUCAGCGCUGCAACGGCUUCCUCUCGAGUUUCACAUCAAAUACUAUAGUUAAGUUUCGGUUAUUUUAAAAAGCAGCAAAGUUAAAAUUAUUUCAAGCACAUUUCAUUAUUUCCUGAAAGAAAUUUUCGUGAUUAAAAACAAAUUGGCAGGCGCUUGCGUCUUCUACCUUAGUUUAGUGUGCGAAAGUCGCUUCGAAAUUUAGUUUUGUGAUAACUGAUCGAUGACGAAGCGCAGCAAAUGAAAUAUUAUUCGAGAAUAUAAUACCCGUUAUUUUAUUAGUUUCUUUUUUUUUUAGCGAAUGCUCACAUUCACCACGUGUGCUCGAAUUUCGCAGUCAUGUUUUUAAUUUAAAAUUUUAUUUUUGGCUAUAUUCGUUUUUUAAACUCGUUAAGGUCCGCUACAGUAAUGUUAGUAUGAUAUAAAAGUAAACUUUUGCGAUAUAGAAAAGAUACAAGUUCAAGUAUAAUAAUAAAAUAUAAAAACUUACCAUCAACGCA
This is a messenger RNA of Anastrepha obliqua, 3967 nucleotides long. It is a transcript of the gene Mlf, whose product is annotated as myeloid leukemia factor. NCBI's taxonomy places the organism in Eukaryota, Metazoa, Arthropoda, Insecta, Diptera, Tephritidae. The transcript has 5 exons. Gene Ontology annotation, cellular component: nucleus; cytoplasm. The coding region runs from base 198 to 1526 and encodes 442 amino acids. The record is from RefSeq and is a predicted model, not a curated record. Gene Ontology annotation, biological process: regulation of DNA-templated transcription.